ACAGAACAAAAAUACGAGACAGGUCUGUGCAGGUGGUGGUGGGUGGGAGAGUAGUACAUAUAGCCAGGGGUCAUAACCAGCAGGCAGUUGCAGUGAUGAGGCAGGAGCGAGUUGCUGACUUCGGAGAAGGGGCCACUCCAACACAUUACGUGAAGACGCUCGCAGAAUGGCUGCGAAUGGGUGCAAAGGACGACUUUUAUCCCUUUUGGACUACAGAACGGAAAAAUACAUAGUGGCCAAAAAUAAAACAGUCGGGGUUUUGUACAGACUCAUCCAGUUAUCUAUCAUCGGUUACAUUAUAGGGUGGGUUUUCUUAAGCAAAAAGGGCUACCAGGAAAAAGACGAGGCCAUCCAAAGCACAGUGAUCACUAAACUGAAAGGGGUCUCGGUGACCAACACCACCGAGUCAGGCUUGCUGAUGUGGGGACCAGAAGACUACGUCAUCCCUCCACAGGGUGAAGCUGUUCUUUUUGUUGUCACUAAUUUCCUAGAGACACCCAAUCAGAAGCUGGGAUACUGUGCUGAGAGCCCCAAAGUGCUGGAUGGACUCUGCCAGCAAGACGGGGAUUGCGAAGAGGGAAAGCUCGUGGUGUCUGGUCAUGGACUCAUGAGUGGACGAUGCUUACACAGGGAUGAAAACGCGCCUGGAACCUGUGAAAUCUUUGGCUGGUGUCCUGUUGAAAGAAAAUUUAAACCACAGUCUCUGCUGACAAAUGCAGAAAACGUCACCAUCUACAUCAAGAAUUUUAUACAUUUUCCCAAAUUCAAAUUUUCAAAGUCCAACAUUCUGGAGACAACGGAUGUGUCCUAUCUGAAAUGUAGAUAUGAUGAGAAGCUCCAUCCUUACUGCCCCAUCUUCCGUCUGGGAGACAUCACUGCGCGAGCAGGAUACAACUUCAAUGACAUGGCAACAUUUGUUCGUGUUAUCGGUAUUAUUGUCGUGUACUUGGGUCUACCACUAAAUAGACGUAUUGUUUUGCACCAGGGUGGCUCCAUCGGCAUCCAGAUCCAGUGGGACUGUGACCUCGACAAAGGUUACUCCGAGUGCCACCCGCAGUACACAUUUACUCGCCAGGACAUCACCGCCUCCAACACCAUUGCAACAGGAUUCAAUUUUAGACACGCUCGCUAUUUUAAAAACUCAGCCGGUGAGAGCUACCGAUCUCUGUACAAAUUCUAUGGAGUCCGCUUCAACAUCAUGGUGAAUGGGAAGGCUGGAAUGUUCAAUAUUGUCCCUACAGCCAUCAGUGUCGGUUCAGGGUUAGCUUUAAUGGGAGUGGGAGUGUUUUUGUGUGACAUGAUCCUACUCUACAUCUUGAAGAACGGCACCGCUUAUCGACAGAGGAAGUUUGAAGGGUCCCAGCAAACACCAGAAAACCAGUCUGGCAUCUUAGUACUUUAAUUUUGACUUUGUAACCUAUUGUGAUAGUGUUACAAAUGUAGAACUUUAAUUUUCAAUACAAAUAAGUCCUAAUUCGCUCAUUUCUUUCUUCUGACAAAACACAAGAAAUAGAGACUGUCAUGAAAUACUGUCAUGAAGUGAAAGAUUAGCAUACAGCACACGAGUCGACAAAGCAGGGUACACAAUUG
Molecule: messenger RNA, 1590 nt
Organism: Syngnathus acus (greater pipefish)
Lineage: Eukaryota; Metazoa; Chordata; Actinopteri; Syngnathiformes; Syngnathidae
Product: P2X purinoceptor 5-like
Exons: 11
Coding region: 167-1402 (411 amino acids)
Biological process (GO): monoatomic cation transmembrane transport; response to ATP
Cellular component (GO): plasma membrane; nuclear inner membrane
Molecular function (GO): purinergic nucleotide receptor activity; extracellularly ATP-gated monoatomic cation channel activity
Source: RefSeq, a predicted model, not a curated record